Colossoma macropomum (tambaqui) is the source of this 559-nucleotide messenger RNA. RefSeq names its product protein FAM240B-like. The transcript has 3 exons. NCBI's taxonomy places the organism in Eukaryota, Metazoa, Chordata, Actinopteri, Characiformes, Serrasalmidae. The record is from RefSeq and is a predicted model, not a curated record. Bases 142 to 456 code for a protein of 104 amino acids.
CAGUUUCCGCGCCCAGAAGCUUCCUGGACGACACGGCUCCACUCUUCUCAUUGUAAUUGGUCCAGAAAUAAACGGUAUCAACAGCGGAGGACAAGAGGAAGAGUAGGGUGCUGAGGAUUGCUGCGUUAGAGAGGCCAUUGGAUGACCUGUACCUGUGGGACUAUGGGUCUGGACAGAUGGAUCCCGUCUCCUCCCGAUCUCUCUGCGAUGAAUUUGGCCCGGAUUCAUGACAAACACAAGCUAAAGAAGUUCUGGGAGCAGAAGAUAGAGAGACACAGUCAGAUGAUGGGGAAUGAAGAAUUCAGAAUGAAGAGGAGCGCUCUAUCAAAGUUACGGGAGGAGUGGCUGCAGAGGCUACAGAGUCGGAACCAGCACGUGAACGAGAUCAUGAGAGAGGAGGAGAUUAGAAAAGCCCAGAGAGUCCAGGAGUUCUUAGGGCUUCAGAGAGGCAACUGAAUUUUGCUGCCACCAGAAUCAGAUUCAUAUCUGCUUUUCUCUGCUAUUGUGUUUGUGAUUUCAGAUGCUGUAUCUUCACAUCGUCUAUAACCUAAAGUGUAAA